This is a messenger RNA of Echinococcus granulosus, 2694 nucleotides long. Its product is annotated as Diacylglycerol kinase zeta. The transcript is spliced from 18 exons. Bases 1 to 2694 code for a protein of 897 amino acids. Gene Ontology annotation, biological process: intracellular signal transduction; diacylglycerol metabolic process; lipid phosphorylation. Gene Ontology annotation, molecular function: protein binding; ATP-dependent diacylglycerol kinase activity. The record is from RefSeq and is a predicted model, not a curated record. NCBI's taxonomy places the organism in Eukaryota, Metazoa, Platyhelminthes, Cestoda, Cyclophyllidea, Taeniidae.
AUGAGUCAAAGUAAAUUUCCUUUUGAUUCUACAUCCACAUUGGAUGUCUUAAACUGCAUCGAACAGGAGAUGGCCUCCAAAGACGUAUCCUUCUGUCGCAGCCCCUCCAAUCCCGCUUUUAGCCUGGCGCCUGUAACGCUGAAGCCCUCGGCAUCUGUAGAGGUCCUUGAUAACCGUCAUCACAACUCAAACUUCACAGGUGACUUUGUCGUAACGACCAGCGCAUCAGCUACCGGUCUCUCCCGCCUCCCCUCUCCUCUUGCCUCUCCACGGCCCGUCUCCUCGGCCACGUGUGACUUUCCUUUCGUGGUGAAACCGUCAUGUCGAAGUGCCACCUGUCCUCUUGUGGUGUUUAUCAACCCCAAAGCUGGAGGAAAUCAGGGUGUGAAAUUGUUGAAAAAGUUCCAGGGUCUGUUGAAUCCGCGACAGAUCUUCAGUCUUACCGAGGGAGGACCGAGAUUGGGUCUGGAGUUAUUUGGUCGUCUACCAAAUGUCCGUGUCCUUGUCUGUGGUGGUGACGGAACUGUGGGAUGGAUCCUCUCAGAAAUCGAUUCUCUCGAUCUCCAUCCCACUCCUCCUGUGGCCAUUCUCCCAUUAGGCACUGGAAAUGACCUGGCCAGAACUCUUCAAUGGGGUUCGGGCUAUGUAGACGAGCCGUUGACGAAGAUCCUAACUUCAGUUGAAGAAGGUCGCGUCAUUCUUCUGGACCGAUGGAACAUUAAAAGUCGCCCACUCACUUCAACCGAAUUCAACCUCGAGGACGACAUCGAGAUGUCUUCUUUUAGUGGAGGUGGCGGGGUACAAAUGUCGGAUAAGUUGCCCUUAAAUGUGAUGAACAACUACUUUUCUCUUGGUGCUGAUGCUGCUACUGCGCUGGAAUUCCACGAGUCCCGAGAGGCUAAUCCGGACCGAUUCAACAGUCGCUUGAAGAAUAAGAUAUUCUACGCUGGGGUCGGAGGAAUGGAUUUAAUACGCCGGUCGUGGCGAGAUCUCUCCGACUAUGUCACUCUUGAGUGCGACGGAGUGGACAUGAGCCACAAGUUGAAGGAACUGCGACCACAUGUCUUGCUAUUUUUGAACAUUCCAAAAUACAGUGCUGGGACUGAUCCGUGGGGUCACUCCUCCGACCCUGAGCUGCAGCAAAGUAUCGAUGAUAAGAAGCUGGAAGUUAUUGGCCUAACUACAGCCACAUUAGCAACUUUACAAAUGGGUGGCCACGGUGACCGAAUCUGUCAGUGUUCCGAGGCCCAUCUAAUCACCAGAAAGACCAUUCCAAUGCAGAUAGAUGGUGAGCCAUGUCGUCUUGCUCCCUCAACCAUCGACAUUCGGUUGUGCAAUCAAGUCUUCGUUGUGCAAAAGACACGUCGUGUUGAAGGCAGUUCGCCAGCUCAUUUUGACGCAAGUGGUCGACUGGUAAAAAUUUACAUUAUCUACCCCGGCCAUAACGAGGUCCCCGAAUCACUUGACCAUCUGUGCAAAACUGCUCAACGCUUUGCCAGCCUUCGAAUAGGCGCCUACGCUGACCUCAAUGCAGUGCGGCGUCAGAUAAAACAUUCGCGAAAUCCACCCAAUUCCAGUGGCAAUGCUGUCUCCCUUCCCAGCAAGUGGAUAUUUUUGGACUGUUGGUCAUGGACACCGAAUGAAGCGGAUUUUGCUACACAAAUCACUGUGAGUAAACGUUCGGAUGAGCCCCAAAUCAUUGUUCGUGAAACUUCCGCGGAAUUCCAUCGAAGGGAGGUCUUCAAGAAAGUCAGUUUCACCGCACAUUUGGGUACCUCCUUCUCUUGUCCCAACCUCAGCGACUCGACUGCGGAAGGCCUUAGUAGUGUCUACCCCCAGGCUGAAUAUCGUAACCGUUAUGACGAAGACGGAGGCGCCCCAGACGACAUUGAUAACGAUGGAGCUAACACCACUUCCUCCAUUGCCUCCACCCAAUACGGAUGUUUUCCCGAUUGGCGACAUUGGCGUAGAAUGCCUCCGAAAAUCUUAGUCUCUUUGGCAACCUCCAAACGUAUCAAGGAGAGUAGUGUUGGUGUGGCGCCCAAUCCUGUCCAGUCACUGAACUGCCUGAGUUCAGUGGCUGAAACACCAUCGCAUGCAAGAGAUAUACCGUUGGCGAAGAUCUCUGUGACCAGUGAUCCGGGUUUCGCCCUGAAUUUUCACGGUCUCGUUAAGAAUAAACUCCAGGCGUAUUACCUCUCUGCCUGCCGAUCUGGACACAUCCAGGGCGUCCAAAGUGCACUGGAGGCUGGACUUUCACCAAUGGUAGUAGAUCAUAUCACUGGAAAAUCCGGUCUCCAUCAUGCAGCCAAAUUCGGACGCCUUAACGUUGUCCAAUACCUCAUUGAGAACGGUACCUGCUCACCACCUACUUAUUACCUUUCUCCCAAGGAAUUGCUGGAACUGCGGGACUACAAAAGAAAGCAAACAGCGCUACAUAAGGCAGCAGCAAGUAAGCGUCGACGGAUUUGCGAAAUUCUUGUCCGGGCUGGCGCCUGCACUGGCUGUGGAGAUGCCAAUGGAGACACGCCAAGCGCCCUUGCCCUUCUCGCUGGUGACAAGAAAUUGGCACAUUUUCUACAAAGAGAGGAGCUGAUGCAGCUGAUCAAACGGAGUAAUGAGGAGCUUCCGCCCAGCAGUGCCAAAUUGACAUCGCUUAGCAAUCUCGUAACAGUCCUUCCACGUUCACCGUGA